Molecule: messenger RNA, 3246 nt
Organism: Mya arenaria
Lineage: Eukaryota; Metazoa; Mollusca; Bivalvia; Myida; Myidae
Product: receptor-type tyrosine-protein phosphatase alpha-like
Exons: 20
Coding region: 228-2534 (768 amino acids)
Biological process (GO): protein dephosphorylation
Molecular function (GO): protein tyrosine phosphatase activity
Source: RefSeq, a predicted model, not a curated record
CUGAAUGCGAUGUGAAUCAUUAUGGUGACCUGUGUGCAUUUGUGUGUAGCCUUACGUGUGCCUCUGCUGGUUGUGAAAGGCAAACUGGUGCUUGUUUUGGGUGUAAAGAACUAUCAGUUUAUGGCCCGUUUUGUAAUUUAACUUGCAGUAAUAACUGUACAGAUCUGCAAUGUUCACAAGAAGAUGGUUAUUGUUCACAUGGUUGUAUCCCUAAUCAUUAUGGUUCAAUGUGUGACAGCAUCUGUUCCGAGAACUGUGUAAAUACGACAACAGGAUCAAACUGCGACUCUUCUGGAAAGUGUAUCAGUGGAUGUCUUGACGGUUACAUAAGCGAUAUUUGUACGAAAGUGAAAGGGACAACUGCCGAGAACGGGAAAAGCGAUUCAAAGGUGUCGGCAGCUGCUAUUGGAGGAGCAGUUGCCGGUGUGUUGGUGUUUGUUGUGAUCAUCGUUCUGAUUGUUGUCUUCCUGAAAAGAAGAAGAAACAGUAAGCCGUAUGAAGAUCGAAUUGACGAAACUGAUCAUGAGUAUCACACAAUAAAUCCAUUGCAUGAAGUGAAGCAAGUUUCCAUGAAAGCAACAGCCGCACGCUCGUUAGCAACAAUAAACCCUAGUUACAACCAUGUUUCGGACACACUAAUGCUCGGUGCUGGCUUAGAAACAGCAGCGGGCGAUGAUGAUCUUGAAAUUGAUUUUGACGAAGAGAUAAAGUCCCAGAAAAGGAAACUGGUCAAGGAGGUUGAGGAGAACGUUUACUACAUCGGUAUACAGGACAUAGAGAAGCGGAAAGUGAAAGUGGAGGAAUUGGCGGCUUUUGUGGCUGGGAAGACUCUGGAUUACUAUGAGGAGGAAUUUGAUAAAUUCUCUGACGGUCUCACAAGGAGCUGUGACGCUGCCAAAUUACCUCAUAACAGGGCGAAGAACAGAUACAAGGGAUUAUAUGCAUAUGAUGCUACAAGGGUGAAAGUGACUGGUUUUGAUACUGAUUACAUCAAUGCUAACUUCAUCGAUGGUUUCAAUGAGAGAAAUGCGUACAUUGCUUCGCUUGGUCCAAUGUCGAAACAGAUGGGAGACUUUUGCAUGUUUUGGAAUAUGAUUUGGCAACAAAAGGUGGAAAAGAUUGUCAUGGUUACCAACCUGAUGGAGGAAGGGAAGGAGAAAUGCGAGCAGUACUGGCCCAAUGUCGGGACCACUUUGACCUACAGCGGGGUGGAGGUGACCUGUCAGAGCGAGGAUGAGUAUGCAGAGUUUACGAGAAGGUUGCUGCUCCUAAAUGAUGGUGAAUCUGAGAGGCAGCUGCACCACCUCCACUUCACGGCCUGGCCUGAUAGGGGAAUCCCAGAGGACGUAACAGCGCUGAUUGAGUUCCGACAAAGAGUGCUCAAUUCUACUGUUCAUCUCGACGGUCCAACGCUGGUUCAUUGCAGUGCGGGAAUCGGUCGAACAGGGACAUAUAUUGCGUUAGAUAUUCUAACAAAGGAAGGCAAUUCGAACAAGGCCGUGGAGAUUCCAGGAUGCAUCAUCAAUAUGAGACAGAACAGACCAAACAUGGUCCAGACAGCGGAACAGUACGAGUUUCUACACCUUGCAUUGGUUCACACCCUGACAUUUAACUGUGAGCAGAUACCAGGAAAACAGUUUCAGGACAACAUGAUCGAAACCAGCAAGGGCGCUCUUAUCAGGCAGUUUAAGAAAAUAACGGACAUCCCCCACGUUCACAAUGACGACGAAAUCGUUGCUAUAGAACGAAACAAGUCUGAGAAAGGAAGGAACAGAAGUGGAGCAGAUAUCCCAGGCGAUGAAUACCGCCCUCGACUUUAUCUGGGAAUAAGACAUGGAGAUUCAGACUAUGUCAACGCUGUCUUUGUUCAUGCGUUUCAGGCGAAACGGAAAUACAUUGUCGCCCAGUCACCGAUGCCAAAUACUGUACAGGACUUCCUGACUAUGGCAUACCAAGAAAAUUGCUCAUGCAUUGUCAGCUUUGAGCAAAGUGAUGGCAAAAAGGAUAUAGGUGAAUAUUAUCCAGCGGACAAUCAAGAACUCAAGAAAGGUCAACUGUCUAUUUCAUGUGGGAGGGAUAAGGUCAAAAACGAGUACAGUAUCCAGAAAUGGCUAACUAUUGAGUUCAAGGGAAGCACACAGAGUAAAGGUGGCAAAAGCACAUUGCGACACUUUGAGUUUACAGACUGGAGCCAGACUGGAAAUGUUCCACGCAACCCUGCUUAUUAUGUUGCAUUUCUGAGAGAUGUCAAAAUGGCAUCGUCCAAUGGGCCUGUGCUUGUCCACUGCAGGGAUGGGGGUAGUAAGAGCGGGCUGUUCUGUGUUAUGGCAUUACUCGCGGAGAAGAUGGAAGUAGAGCACGAGGUCAGCGUGCUUAACGCCGUCAGGAAGGUCAAGGCCAGGAGACCCAACGCCGUGCCCAAUCAGGCACAGUUCGACUUCUGCCAUGAUUGUGUUCUGGAGUUCGUUCGUUCGUUUAAAACAUACUACAGUUUCGGAGAAGAUAUACAGUGUGCCAUUGAAAGCAAUACUUAACUAUCUUGACUUCUUUUCUUGUCGUCACUUAUAUAUGUUUUUGUUUAUUCUAAAUUGCAUACCAUUGUUUAAAGUACGGGGCACUUUAAGUUACAUAUUAGCCCUUGUUACAAAAGCCAACAUUCCUGAACUAAAAUGAUUUUAAACAAAAUGGGGACUGCUAAAAUGGUAUCAACUCGAAAUACUUAUGUAAAAAUAUUUGUUUGAAUAUAAAGUUACAUCUAUACGUAAACUCGCUACUACUAUGAUGUACUUAUAUAAGAUCAAACAAAUUGCUCCGUUUGUUCUUCAUAUGAACAUUUCGUAUUUGGAAUUUCUAAAGCUGUAGUUAUACUUCUACCAGUACGGCUUGUUCUGUUAUUAUGUUCAAAAAUGUGUUAUAUUCAAACACACGUUCCUGCAUUCAUUUGAUUCAUGCUAAUUCUAAACAUCUGAGCGUCUUUUCUUUCUGUGUAAACUUGAAUGAAUGUUAAAGAACAUCUGCAACAUGUUGGUCAGUUUAUUCGUUAAUUGGAGUAUGAACAAAUGUACCUAUAUUGAAGAGAUGAGAUACAUUUUCUGUCUUGCUCAUAACUACCCAGGACGUACACAGUUUCGACUACGCCAAGGAUUGAUUCCGCUCAAGGGAUAGGCUCUAGCAUUGUAAAAACCUAUGUAAAACCGCCUUUUAACUGCCGCCUUGUUUCGCUAUUUUAGAUUAAAGACAUUUGGC